Messenger RNA from Aspergillus nomiae NRRL 13137, 615 nucleotides. Its product is annotated as putative integral membrane protein. The record is from RefSeq and is a predicted model, not a curated record. Lineage: Eukaryota; Fungi; Ascomycota; Eurotiomycetes; Eurotiales; Aspergillaceae. Bases 1 to 615 code for a protein of 204 amino acids. Gene Ontology annotation, cellular component: membrane; endomembrane system. The transcript is spliced from 5 exons.
AUGCAUGAAAAUCCCAACCACGCCAAUGAGGCAUAUGGCUGGCAUUUCCAGUACCUGACGGUCAUCGGGUUAUCCCUGUCCACGCUCACCUUCGCGGUUGGUCUGCUGGCGGACGUGACCUUAUCCUCCCGGCUAUUUUUGGUUAAGAACCUCCUGUCGAUAUGCAGUGCACCUUUAGAAGUUUUAAUCAGCAUUCUGUAUUGGGGUCUCCGCGUGAUCGAUGAACGUUUGGUGAUACCUGAUUGGGCUGUCAUUCCUUUGAACGCAGACAUUAGUUUCCAUGCCAUCCCAUCCAUUGUCCUUCUGAUCGACCUCUUCCUGCUUUCCCCACCAUGGACGAUUAGUAUCCUCCCCGCCCUCGGCUUGUCCAGCACCAUUGCCUUUGGGUACUGGUUCUGGAUCGAACGUUGCUUCUCGUAUAACGGAUGGUACCCUUAUCCAAUCUUCGAGCAACUUCCUUUUGAAGGCCGCAUCGGACUGUUUGCCCUCAGUGCCGCCGUGAUGGCUCUGAGUACCGGCACCCUGAAGUGGCUCUACGGCCGCGUGAAUGGUUAUGGGACCCAUUCUAAGCCGCAUUCUCGCCCUGGCGCUAUCUCUCAGAAUGGUAGCCUUUAA